Cylicocyclus nassatus is the source of this 1035-nucleotide messenger RNA. NCBI's taxonomy places the organism in Eukaryota, Metazoa, Nematoda, Chromadorea, Rhabditida, Strongylidae. The record is from the annotation of a GenBank genome assembly.
AUGUCUAUCACGAGGAAUUCCUCACAAGCAGAUACCUCAACUUACCUAAGUACAGGCUCGACAAACAAAAAAUCGGUGUCCCACUUCACUCUACAGUUGCAGCAAAAAAGGCAUGACAUAAUCAAUGAAGGUUCUGAUUAUUCGACAGCAAUCAUAAUCGGGGCAGCAAUAGUGAUUUUCAUUCUCGCUGUUAUUAUUGCAUUCUUCAUCAUGUGGAUGCAGAGAAAAAACCAUAGGAGAAAGUUGUUGUUGGCAGCUGAACUAGAGAAAGAGGAGGAGGAGAGAAGAAAAGGACGGCUUGCAAGAAGAAAGCUCAAACCAAAGAAAACGCCAAGAAAGAAGAAGAAAAAGGGCACUUCAGAACUAAGAAAAUCUAGUAAGCCAAAAACCAGAGAGGAGAUGAUGAUAGAGCUCUCGAACUUUUUGGAAACGCACUCAAAGGAUUAUUAUACUAAAAAGGAGCCGACUGUGGGAUCUGCUGAACCAACUCCUUCAGCGACACCAACCGCAACUCCGGGACUGUUGAGCAGUGAGGCGGACGUCUCUUUUGCAGUAGACUUACGUUUGCCAAACCGGUCAUCGGAAGGUACAGAAUAUCUUCGGAAUUCCGAGCAGCAAUCCACGCCCGAGGUGUAUGAAAAGGAAGUAGUCUAUCGUACGCUUUCGACUGAAUGGGGUGGGAAAAGGGGAAAGAAGUCGGAAGCACCAUCAACUCCUGCGACACCUAGCAGUAAAUCUGCCUCGGCAUUUCGUGCGACACCUAGCAGUAACUCUGCUUCGGCAUCCCCAAAUGUCAUUAACGGUUCAAGACAAUCCACACCUACCGCGAUCGAACAUAAGGAGUCAAAAGAAAACAAAUCUCGCGAGCUAAGGUCUUGGGAUUUGGAAAGCGCAGAAAAAGAAGGAUACUCAGAAGAUAGAGGUUUAGAGCCGUGGGAGGCAGAAAAGCAGCCUUCAGAGAAAGCUGAGAAAGAAGAUGAGGGUUUGCAUAAAUCUUCGCAAGAGAAUGUAGCUUCCAAAAAGCCAGCAGAAUGA